Odobenus rosmarus divergens (Pacific walrus) is the source of this 2841-nucleotide messenger RNA. RefSeq names its product sperm associated antigen 1 (gene SPAG1). NCBI's taxonomy places the organism in Eukaryota, Metazoa, Chordata, Mammalia, Carnivora, Odobenidae. Gene Ontology annotation, molecular function: heat shock protein binding. The coding region runs from base 1 to 2841 and encodes 946 amino acids. Gene Ontology annotation, cellular component: cytosol; mitochondrion. The record is from RefSeq and is a predicted model, not a curated record. The transcript is spliced from 18 exons.
AUGACUGCCAAAGAUUAUCCAUCAUUAUGGGGCUUUGGAACAACAAAAACGUUUAAAAUUCCUGUGGAACAUUUGGAUUUCAAGUAUAUUGAAAAAUGUUCAGAUGUUAAACACUUGGAAAAAAUUUUUUGUGUGCUCAGGUCUGGUGAGGAAGGAUAUUAUCCUGAACUUACGGAAUUUUGUGAAAAGCGCCUUAAAGGCUUGGCUCCUGAAAGUAGAGCUUUGAGGAAAGAUAAACCUGCAGCAACAGCAUCCAGUUUUACAGCAGAAGAAUGGGAAAAAAUUGACGGUGACAUAAAGAGUUGGAUAUCGGAAAUUAAAAAAGAAGAAAAUAAAAUGCACUUUCAUGAAACUGAAACACUUCCAGCAACGGAAGAUAAUUUGCCUCCAGUUCGUGGUUCACAUAGCCAUGUUCAUGUUAGUAAGGAAAAAUAUUCUAAUAGCAGACGACCUAAAAAGAAAAUUCCGAGGGAUUAUGCAGAAUGGGAUAAAUUUGACGUGGAAAAGGAAUGUUCAAAAAUUGAUGAAGAUUACAAAGAAAAAGCUGUAGUAAACAACAAGUCACAUUUGUCUAAAAUUGAGACAAGAAUAGACACAGCAGGUCUAACUGAGAAGGAAAAGACUUUUCUUGCUACUCAUGAAAAGGAAAAAGGAAAUGAAGCUUUCCAUUCAGGAGACUAUGAAGAGGCUGUGAUGUAUUAUACUAGGAGUAUAUCAGUGCUCCCCACAGUGGCGGCCUAUAACAAUCGUGCUCAAGCAGAACUCAAACUACAGAACUGGAACAGUGCUUUUCAGGAUUGUGAAAUGGUCUUGGAGUUAGAACCUGGAAACUUAAAGGCUCUUCUGCGCCGUGCCACUACAUAUAAACAUCAAAACAAGCUCCAGGAAGCCCUAGAAGAUUUGAAUAAAGUACUGAAUGUUGAACCUGAUAAUGAGUUGGCCAAAAAGACCUUGUCAGAGGUUGAGAGAGAUCUGAAAAAUUCUGAACCUGCAUCUAAGACUCAAACCAAAGGAAAGAGGCUGGUUAUCCAGGAAGUAGAAAACUCAGAGGAUGAAGGUGGAAAGGACAGCAGAAGAGCACGGGAGGACGGCCGUGGAGAUAAGAAGGCCGCGGAGCCGGCGGGAGCCGGGAGCGCCGCGGAGCCGCGCGCCAUGGGCAACAUCCAGAAGAAGCUGACCGGCAAAAGCGAGGGCGGCAAGCGGCCGGAGAGGGGCGCGCCGCGGCGGGGUCGUGCGCCCGGAGCCGGCGCGGACAAGCGGGGCCGACCGCGGGCCCCCGAGGCGGCAGGCAGCGCCAACCGGCACCCGGGCAGCGGGCGGGGCGCCGGGGAUCCUGCCGCCGUCGCCGCGGCCCCCGUCCCCGCGGCCCCCGUCCCCGCCGCCACGCUCGGCCCCGCGGGCUUGAAGAACCAGGGCAACGAGCUGUUCAAAAGCGGCCAGUUCUCCGAGGCUGCCCUCAAGUACUCGGCGGCGAUCGCGCAGCUGGAACCUGCAGGAAGUGGAAGUGCAGAUGAUCUAAGUGUCUUAUAUUCAAAUAGAGCAGCGUGCUACCUAAAAGAAGGAAACUGCAGCGGCUGCAUUCAAGAUUGUAACAGGGCUCUGGAACUUCAUCCAUUCUCAAUCAAACCUCUUCUUCGUCGAGCAAUGGCCUAUGAAACUUUAGAGCAGUAUCAGAAAGCUUAUGUGGAUUAUAAAAUAGUGUUGCAAAUAGACUGCAGAAUCCAGCUAGCAAAUGACAGUAUUAACAGAAUAACAAGAAUUUUAAUGAAUCUGGAUGGACCAAGCUGGAGGGAGAAGUUGUCACCCAUUCCUGCUGUGCCCACUUCUGCGCAUUUGCGAGCUUGGCAGCCUGUGGCGGAGACGCCCCCCAACCAAGGGGGAGGUUCCUGCAGCCGGCCCCAGCCCGGCAUCACAGAUGAAAAAAUGUUUAAAACCCUUAAAGAAGAAGGAAAUCAAUGUGUAAAGGACAAAAACUAUAAAGAUGCCCUUAGUAAAUACAGUGAAUGCUUAAAGAUUAACAACAAGGAGUGUGCCAUUUAUACAAACAGAGCUCUCUGUUACUUGAAGCUGUGCCAGUUUGAAGAGGCAAAGCAGGACUGUGAUCAGGCACUUCAGAUCGAUAACGGGAAUGUGAAAGCGUGCUAUAGACGAGCUCUGGCUCAUAAGGGACUCAAGGAUUAUCAGAAAAGUUUGAACGAUCUCAAUAAAGUUCUCCUACUAGAUUCAAGUAUUGUUGAGGCAAAGAUGGAACUGGAAGAGGUAACCAGAUUCCUUAACAUUAAGGACAAUACAACAUUAUUCAACAAGGAAAAGGAGAGAAGGAAAAUUGAGAUUCAAGAGGUGAGCGAAGGCCAGGAAGAAGAGCCUGGAAGGACCUCGGAGGAGCUCUCCACUGACUGCCGUGCCUCUGAGAACGGAGACACAACCAGUGGGCCACUAGAAUACUCUGAAAAACUACCCAUCACCAAGCCUAACAAUGCCUAUGAGUUUGGUCAGGUUAUAAACGCUAUCAGUAUGCGGAACGAUAAACAAGCCUGUGCACACCUUUUAACCAUCACAGAACCGAAAGAUUUGCCAAUGUUGUUGAGUAACAAACUUGAAGGGGAUACAUUCCUCCUCCUCAUUCAGUCUCUGAAAAAUAAUCUUGGUAAAGAUCCCUCAUUGGUGUAUCAGCAUCUUUUAUAUCUGAGUAAAGUAGAAAGGUUCAUGAUGAUGUUGACACUAAUUAGCAAGAGCCAGAAGGAGCAAAUUGAACAGCUCUUUGAUGACCUCUCAGACACACCAAACAAACAUUUUACUUUAGAAGAUGUACAGGCCCUAAAAAGGAAGUAUGAGCUUUAA